Penicillium macrosclerotiorum is the source of this 747-nucleotide messenger RNA. Its product is annotated as RNase P/RNase MRP complex subunit. The transcript is spliced from 2 exons. Gene Ontology annotation, biological process: tRNA 5'-leader removal; rRNA processing. Bases 1 to 747 code for a protein of 248 amino acids. The record is from RefSeq and is a predicted model, not a curated record. Gene Ontology annotation, cellular component: ribonuclease P complex; ribonuclease MRP complex. NCBI's taxonomy places the organism in Eukaryota, Fungi, Ascomycota, Eurotiomycetes, Eurotiales, Aspergillaceae. Gene Ontology annotation, molecular function: ribonuclease P RNA binding.
AUGGCCUCUUCUCAAGCUCCGAAUGCACAUAUCGCCCACACCUUACUCUCGCGCGCUCAUUCCCCCGAUACCGCAACACAACAGUUCACCGAGCGCGUUAAGCAAAAGCCACUUUACUUACGCCCGACAUCCCCCUCAGCUGCAGAUAAUCGCUCGCGUCGACGCCUACACCGAUUGCGCAAGAAAGAGUAUUUUCUCAAACACCAGCGACCGCAACCAUUAUCCGCCCGUCAGAAGCGGUCAUCGGGGUUGUACGACCUGCCAAAAGAGGAAUGCAAGCAUGCCAUCUUCAAGGGACUCCAUGCGAUGUGGAUCGAAUAUAUGCAGGAGAUCCUCGAUCUCAAGACUCACGGGCGAAGCGGCGUAGUAACCCCGGCUUCUCAUGGCGCAAAGCUUGUUAGCGCGGAUUACCAUGGUGCCGAGGUCGAGGUGGUCAGGAGCCGAUGCGCGAGCCGGGUGGGGGUGAAGGGAAUCGUGGUCCGAGAUACCAAAUUCACAUUUGUCAUUGUGACUGAGAAGGACGAAGUGAAAACAAUGCCUAAAGAACACACGAUCUUCCGUUUCACGAUACCACUUCCAAGUUGUGCAGUGGCCACAGCGGAGAGCACCAAUGAAACGCAAGGAGCCGAUUCUGAUGGGCAGCCUCGAUCUCCAUUGGUUUUUGAGCUGCAUGGUAGUCAGUUCGAGAAUCGACCGGUGGACCGCGCGAAUAAAAAGUUCAAAUGGAGGAACAUUGAUUACGUAUAA